CGCGGUCGGUGACGGCUUGGCUCGCGGCGCGCGCGGCGUUACCCGGGCCGCUGCUGGGCAACGAGGACUUAAACAGCUCGUGCGCUAGCGGCUGACAGCGGCUCCGCCGGUCCCUGCGCCACCCCGCUGAGGCUAGCUGCUAACGCUUAGCUCGUUGGGAGAUGCUGGAGUCCAUAAAAGUCACAGAAAGACUGCACUGGCCAGAAGUAGAAAUGUCCAAAAAGUACAUCUUCAACACCACUGACAAACCGGCGAGUCCGAGCGAAGUGUACAUAGAGAAGCUUUCCUCCGGUGUCCUCAAAGACCUCUUCACCUCUGGAACCAGCAGCUACAAUGUCCUGUUGCGGGCCAAGGACGGAGAGGAGAGACAGAGCUGCAAGCAUUCUCCUUACAGAGAGCCUAAGACGUCUGUGAAGAGUGCUUCCACGUUGUGUAAAAGGAACUACCAUCCAUGCAUGGCUCCACUUGGGGUGCAUGUCCAAGAGGGAGGUUGUCAGACCAUACAGCCAGAUUAUAUCCUCUCGGGUUGCCUCUCCAAUGUCACGAAGCCAACACGGAACAGCAGCAUGCUGGGCAGUGCCAUACGCUUAUCAUCUCGCUCAGCUUCCUGUCAAAGGAAGGCGAGCGUUCCCAACCUGCCAUGCACCAAGUUUCCCAUGCUGCCCAGAUCAGCAUUCCAACAGAAAGCAGAGAAUGCCAAGAAACUCUGCAUCAUCACUGCAAUCAAACCAUCAAAUGUUGAGAGGGAGAAGGUCAAGUUUUUCAAGUCUGACUUCACCUACAACCCCCAGUUUGAGUACAGCAACCCCCUUUCUCCGCUUGUCCUGGCUCGACAUAGCAAUGCCUCAGAUCGUUUUCUGAUGCAGGCGGUGAGGAUUAUGGAGGUGGCCCUGAAGAGGUACGGCAUCUAUGAGAGGUUCGAGCAGGCUACGGGGGGCAACCUCCUCACCAAGAGUCGCAUCUGGUACAAUGUGAAGAAGUACAUGGAGAAGGAGGGCUGCACGGGGGAGAUAGUGGUUCACGUGACAGAUGACCUUCUUUCUCGGGCCUCAAUGACUGUGACGAACGGCACACCCACAUUGACCAUCAACAUCUCCAGCGCCCGGGAGUUCUGGCUGGAGGGCCUGCUGAGGCAUGAGAUCGGCACGCACUAUUUCCGCAGCAUCAACAACAGCCACCAGCCAUGGAGCAGCAGCGCCGGCAGGAGGAAGCACAACCUGAAGCCUGUGAACCCCACCGAGGAGGGCCUGGCCAGCAUCCACAGCGUCCUGUUCAGGAAAGACCCCACGCUGUGGCGCGCGGCCCUGCUCUACUACACCGUGUACCAGGCCAGCCAAAUGUCUUUCUCCCAGCUCUUCCGCAGCUUGGGACGGUUCGUCCAGGACCCCAACACUCGCUGGGACUACUGUGUCCGGGCCAAAAGGGGCCAGACCAACACCGCACUGCCAGGAUGCUUCAGUAAAGAUCAGGUGUACCUGGAUGGCAUCCUUCAGAUCCUGAGAUACAGAGACAAGAUUGACUUCCUAAUGCUAAUGGCUCUGGGAAAGGUGUCCUUUGAGGAUGUGGAUCAGCUGAAAGGCUUGGGCCAGAUGGAGCGCGUGCGCAUCCCACACUUCCUACAGGACCAGGUGAGCUACACCAAGCAGCUGGAGAAGAUCAUGGAGGUCAACCAGCUAAGCGAUGAGGAGCUCAGGGUCAUCAUCUGAAGGAGGCGUCAAGGUCUGAGCACGCUCCGAUUUCAAACCAGUCUCGACCAACCUCACCCAGACCUCAUCUCGUUGAAACCCAAGUGACUUCACACUGAUGCCCGAGACGGCUCUGUAUGACGUCCCACCACCGCCAUCCACGCACGGUAGCAGAUUUUCUGCAUCAUGCUGUAUCGUAUGUUGAGACUGUCUCUCUCUUGUGUACUUCUGUAUCGGCCUCCUCCACACUUAAGAUCCUUCAGGAUUCCUUCUACGGUUGCUGUUAUCACUGCCACAUGUUCGCAGUGCUAUCACGUGUGUUCAUCUGGUGGGAGAUGACACAACAAAGUCAAAAGCCACCUGCUCAUUCAAUAUACCAAUGCCUCACCAGCAGGAGAGACUGGAGCAACACCCUGCAUCCGUUCUCCAUCAGUAGUGUCACUCAUACGCCACCUCACUAACGCAGUGCCUGUUGCAGCUGGUGGCUGUGUUGAUGAAUGCUAGCAGGAUGAGUUGAGCAGAGAUACGAAAUCAUCAGUCAAGGUAAACUACACCUUUUUUUAGCCAUGGAUAGCAUGCAGUGUAACAGUGCUAUCUGGAGAUUAAUAUCAUUGUGUUAGGCUGUAAUGGUGUGGCCUGCUCUCUGGACUCAUCUUCACAUUAAACUGAGUGAUGUCCUGGUGGUCUUAAUGUAAUGCACUAACAAUCCCUUCAAACUCACGCACACACACACACACACACACACACACAGUCUUGCUGUUUGCACUUUCUUACCUUUACCUUGCUUUCGAAAUGCACUGUCACAAGAGAUUAUGUUCUAGGUGCAGGUAAAGCCAGAUGAGAUGUGUUGUCUGUUACAAACCAACCCAGAUGCCUCCUAACCGAACCGUGAUACCUGAUCAAGUUUGUGUUGUUAAAACCCUGCAGGGGCCUAAUGCAGGUAGCAUGUGCUACGGUGUCAUCUCAAACAUACCCAGCUGUAUGGUGUUUGCAUGCAAUUUCCCAUUAUCUAAGCGAACUUUGUGGGCCCUCAAACAGCCCUGGAAAGUCCAAAUAAAGCAGA
Molecule: messenger RNA, 2748 nt
Organism: Lampris incognitus (smalleye Pacific opah)
Lineage: Eukaryota; Metazoa; Chordata; Actinopteri; Lampriformes; Lampridae
Gene: matcap2
Product: microtubule associated tyrosine carboxypeptidase 2
Exons: 7
Coding region: 162-1706 (514 amino acids)
Source: RefSeq, a predicted model, not a curated record